Messenger RNA from Mauremys reevesii (Reeves's turtle), 1512 nucleotides. RefSeq names its product NPC1 like intracellular cholesterol transporter 1 (gene NPC1L1). The transcript has 2 exons. NCBI's taxonomy places the organism in Eukaryota, Metazoa, Chordata, Testudines, Geoemydidae. The record is from RefSeq and is a predicted model, not a curated record. Bases 65 to 901 code for a protein of 278 amino acids.
GGGGCAGACCUGGCCCUGGGCUCCCACUGCCAUCUGCUCCUCCAGGGCUGGCGACACUGAGAGGAUGCUGGGCCGCUUCCCGCUCACCCUGGUGCUGCUCAGCGCCACCUUGGACCUGGCUACAGCGGCACUGACAGGAAUCCACCAAGCCGGGUACUGCUCCUUCUACGGCGAGUGCGGGCGGAACCCCGAGAUCAACGUGAGCCUGCUGUGGUCGCCGGUGCCCUGCCUCUCCAACACACCGGCCCGGCUGCUCAGAGACGCCACCCUCAGCAAGCUGAAGGAGGUGUGCCCCCAGCUGUACACGGGCGAGAACACCACGUACGCCUGCUGCUCCUACAACCAGCUGGUGGCCCUGCAGCUCAGCCUGGCCAUCUCCCAGGCCGUCCUGACCCGCUGCCCCGCCUGCUCCGAGAACUUUGCCAACAUCUACUGCCAAAACAUCUGCAGCCCCAACCAGAGCCUCUUCACCAACGUCACUCGCUUCUUCAACCGCACCACCAUCCUGGGCACGCGCCAGGUGGGCGUGCUGGAGUACCAGUGCUUCUACAACCAGAGCUUCGCUGACCAGUCCUACGACUCCUGCAAGGGCGUCCGGAUCCCUGCCGCUGGUGGCUACGCCAUCGCUGCCAUGUGCGGCAAGUACGGUGCCACCCUGUGCACCAGCCAGCGCUGGCUGGACUUCAAGGGGGACAGCAGCAACGGGCUGGCCCCGCUGGAUAUCGACUUCCAGCUGGUGCCUGCCAAUGGUGCCGUUGGGGAGGGCAUCGUGCCGCUCAACGGCAAGACUUGGCGCUGCGGCGAGGCCGUCAGUGCCGACGGGGAGCCGUGCUCCUGCCUGGACUGUGCUGAGUCCUGCCCACAGAUCCCCGCCCCCACGCCCCAGCCCCCACCCUUUUAGGUGGGCAGCCUAGACGGGGUCUUGUUUGUGUGCUGUCUGCUCUUCUGCCUGCUGACCGUGCUCUUCGGGGCCUUCCUGGUGUGGCGCUGCAUCUCCAGAUCCAGGCAGGCCAGCGGCAAGGGGCGGCAGCACCAGAGGGACCGGAUGACAUGCCCUGCCCUGUCCUGGGGGUGUCCAUUGGGGUAGGAGCCAGCUCACCAACUGCCAUGCGUCUGAGGAAGUGGGCAUUCACCCCCGAAAGCUCAUGCUCCAAAACGUCUGUUAGUCUAUAAGGUGCCACAGGACUCUUGGUCCCUUUUUACAGAUCCAGACUAACACGGCUACCCCUCUGAUGCUUCUCACCAACAGUGAGCAUCCUCCGGGGCCCUCUCCCUGCCAAGGGAAAGUCCCUGCCUGUGCCAGGGGUGUGCUGGCUUCGUGGCCUGGCUCAGCCCCAUGCACCCCAGGGCUCAGGCUGGGGGCACUCUGCUGCAAGCCUUGGCAGGGCUUAACGGCCCCAGACACCAAGGCUUGGGCGAUCUAUGGGGGUUUCUGAGUACAUAUUGCAGCUUGGGGUGGCUGGUAGAUCCCAGACAGCAAUGGGUCUCGUGGGGGAGAGGGGGCAAGUGUGC